UUCAGUAUUGCUAUGGAAUGUCUUUGUCGCAAAGCAUCCAAUGCACGCACACGAGUUGUUGCUUUAGAGGUGAAGAAUGCAGUCAAACAGACUGCAGUGACCAAAGCGAAAAAGAGGACAUGCAAAGAUGAUAUUCCUCCAGCUUCAAGUGACAAGAAUCCCACACAACUUAAAGCAUACAAACAGCUUGAGCACCAGAUUCAAUGUGAACUUCACCAUGGUCAUUGCUUUGUAGAUUGCACCAGCGGCUAUGAUAACCAUCGUCGUCUCGAUCAUGGCGAGAUGACUCUCUGGGCUAAAAAGAUUGUAAGUUUCAUGCCCAUG
Suillus clintonianus is the source of this 324-nucleotide messenger RNA. RefSeq lists its product as uncharacterized. The transcript has 2 exons. The record is from RefSeq and is a predicted model, not a curated record. NCBI's taxonomy places the organism in Eukaryota, Fungi, Basidiomycota, Agaricomycetes, Boletales, Suillaceae. The annotation marks the transcript as partial.